This is a messenger RNA of Geodia barretti, 2566 nucleotides long. The record is from the annotation of a GenBank genome assembly. Lineage: Eukaryota; Metazoa; Porifera; Demospongiae; Tetractinellida; Geodiidae.
ACGUGAGGUCAAAGGUUACCUCGUGCACGUCGUCGAAGAUGGUGUUCUUCACCUGUAACGCCUGUGGCUCGUCUCUCAAGAAGAACCAGGUGGAGAAACACUACCAGAGCGAGUGUCCGCGCUGCGAGGUCCUCUCCUGCAUGGACUGCGGCCGAGAUUUCCACGGAGACGAAUACGCCGGCCACACCAAGUGUAUCUCUGAGGCUGAAAAGUACCAGGGAGGCUUGUUUAGAGAGAGCGGGAAGGCGGGAGGCGGAGGAAAGGGAGAGAAAAAGCAGCAAGAAUGGCUAGAGAGGAUACAAGGACUGAUGGCAGAUGGUACAAAGGUGAAUCCAAGGAUUGCUAGGUUGCUGGAGAGGAUUGCACAGUAUCCAAACAUUCCCCGAAAGAGGGCAAAAUUUGAAAAUUUUGUGAAGAACAGCGUCAAUGUUCGAGACCAAACGACACUUGGAGAGUUGUGGGAUAUUUUCAGUACUGCUAUAAAACCAGCAGCUGCGGUAGUAGAAAUUGAAAGUAGCAGUGGAGUAAUUGCAGCGGAAGGAAACGAACAAAAUGAGGCUGAUAGGAGUGUUGUUACAGAUAAUGGUGAACCUUCACAGAAAGAGAAAAAGAAAAAGAAGAAGAGAGUUGAGGAGAGUGUGGGUGUGGAAACCUGCGAUGCUCCAGACACAGAUUUUGAGCAAAACCAGACAAAGACGACAAAAAGGAGGAAGAGAGUCGAAGAGAGUGUGGACACUUGCGACAUUGAUUUUGAGCAAGUCCAGACAAAGACCAAGAAGAAGAAGAAGAAGAAGAGAGUUGAAGAGAGCGUGGAAACUUGCGACAUUGAUUCUGAGCAAAGCCGGACAAAGAAGAAGAAGAAGCGGAAACACAAAGGAGAGGUUGAGACUAUGCAAGCCAGGAGUGCUGAAGUUGAAGAAGAUGAUGAUAGCACACCAACAGCUGUGGAAGAAAUGGAAGUUUGUCGUAAAAAGAAGGAAAAAACUGAAACGUGCUGCUGAUGAGGCCACUGUGGCUGAUUGUCUUCCAAAUGGUGACUUGAAGAAAAAGAAGAAAACUAAGUCGAAAGAGCAGAUUGAUGCCUCAGGGGGAAAGGAGGUAGAGAGGGGUGAUGAUUUGGUUGGUGUUGGUCCCAUGGAAGUGGCCGUGGAGUACAUCAACGGUCACCAUAACAGCACAAUUGCUGAUGGUGCGGAAACAAAGCCCAAGAUAGCCAAGAAGAAGCGAAAAAGCAAGAGAGAAACUUUCGUAGAAGAAGAAAUGGCGGAGGAGCUGCUGCCUGCACCUAAGAAACACAAACACAGGCUUUAGCGCGUGCGCGUGUAACAUUUUUAUUUGCUAAGCGCCUUGUUUGGUAUAAAACCGCUGAUUUCCGGGGGGCGCAUUAGUUGGAGAGAUUUAAAAAACCGUCGUCUCUCGCUAUGUCUGCUCCGUGCGGCGUCCCGGGGCUAGCGGCCUCGAAAACCAAGACCUCUGCUGGGCCGCUCCUGUGCAGGUGGACCGGGUGCGAAGCCUACGAGAACUGUACAGAGUUCGGGAGCGUCGAAGAGCUGGCGAGACACGUACAGACGGCGCACGUCGAACCGCUAGAGUCUCAAGACGUGGUGGUGUGUCAGUGGGAGAAAUGCAAGGUUUUCAACGUCCCCAGCCUCUCUAUUCAAUGGCUGAAGCGUCACGUGCAACAAGUUCACACAAAGGACCGCCCGUUCAAAUGCAUAAUGAACGGCUGCAUAAUGUCUUUCAACACACGAGAAGCCCUCCAACGACACGUCAACAGACAUCUGGAGCCAUCGGUUCCUCCAGCCACCAGCUCUUCCUCCCCUACCUCCCACCACCCGCGACAGAAUAGCACCAAGACUACACGAGGAGGUGGAAAGAUGCAACAACGCAGACAAGUCCACUCGUCGCAGUUUGUCCCCAAGACCUACUCCCCACUCAACCAUCUGUACUCUAAUUCCCCUCCUCGUCGUCAUCACCACCAGAGAUUUGAAAUCCCCACUGACAGUUCUUAUGACAGCAGUGAAGACAAUAGGCAAAGAAUAGGUCGUAAAAAGCCACUCAGUCUAAAAAUACGGAUUCCGCGACGCUCCAUAUCUCUCUCUUCGCUCUACCCAACCCCUUACAACGGUGCUUACAUCCACGCAGACGUGUGGGAUCGCAGAAUGAUGUCCGUCAUUCGUCAGACCUGCAAUAAACUAAUGCAAGACCCGAACUCUUCCAAAGGCCUAUGCAUUACUCUAAAUGCGAAGGUGUUGGGUCGAAGGCGGUCUCUUUUAGCAGAAGAUGAACUACUUGUCAGGUGGACACCACAUCUUGCUGACGACUGCUGGGUUCCGGUCAGCCAGUUCUCCUCACAGAAGUCAGUUCCUCUCUCCCAGAUCACCGAACCCUAUUUCUCCACCCUGGCCACCAAUGUCUUCUCUCACCCAAAGAGCGGCGGUGGAAGCCAUUGCAGAAAACGAAAGCUUUGAUCACUACGAACAAAUUGUACUUUAUCCCCCCUUUUCAACCAAUUUUUUUCUGUCUUAUUUGUACAAAUUUGGUAAUUUUUAAGAUUUUGGCAUUA